AGAGAGGCACCCUUCCCUUAAAACCCGUAGCGCGACUGUGCCGCUGCCCUUGGUCCAGAGGCAAAAGUCGCGAUGUUCCAAAGCCCGGCCCUGCUCUUCAACAAGACCAAGCGGCUGGCCGUGAAGCUCAGCAGCUCCGUGGGCACAGGCUUCGCGUACUGGACAGAGAAGUCACCUUUGAAGAAGGACAUUCGCAUGGCGCUCCGGAAGUACGACCCACUGGUGAACCGCCACGUCAUGUUCUACGAGACCGCGCUGGCCAAAGCCCGGCGCGGCAAGCACCGGCGGCCGCUGGCGUGGGCGCGAUGGACGGGCAAAGGCAUAGAAGAACUGGUAAAGAAAGUCGCGCGGAAGCAUGAGAAGCUCGGCUACUUCUGACGCGAAUACUUGUGCAUUGGCGGGCGCAG
This is a messenger RNA of Effrenium voratum, 407 nucleotides long. The record is from the annotation of a GenBank genome assembly. NCBI's taxonomy places the organism in Eukaryota, Dinophyceae, Suessiales, Symbiodiniaceae.